Messenger RNA from Porites lobata, 609 nucleotides. NCBI's taxonomy places the organism in Eukaryota, Metazoa, Cnidaria, Anthozoa, Scleractinia, Poritidae. The record is from the annotation of a GenBank genome assembly.
AACUGUCGCUCACCUGGUGUUUUAAAUCAUGGUCUUAAAAUCGGUAAUAACUAUACACACGGAAAAACAGUUCGAUACUCUUGUAACAUUGGGUACACACUUGAGGGCGAGGCUGAACUGUCUUGUGUAGAUGGAAAAUGGAACACUGCCACUCCCAAGUGUAAAGGUUAGCGUUCAUUCUUGUUUUUUAAAAUAAAAGCUUGUGUUGAUUUUGGAGGUAAAGGGGGUUGUUUUAUUUGCAACUUUUUUAAUUGCGUGACAGAUUUCGGUAAUGGUUGCAAAAUGAGUUACACACCCUGCAACUUUGAACCGUUUAAAGAAGACUAAGCUCGCGUGGGUCUAUUUAAGUUGCAGUUACUUUACCCUGCUAUUUUUAUUUCUUGUUACAAAAUUAACCACCCUGUAAUUAUUAUAGCUGUUGAGUGUGGUGAUCCUGGCAAACCAGCAAACGGAAAGCAGAUUGUGAAGACAGCCUACGUCUAUGGUGGAUCAGUCAAGUUUGUUUGUGACAAGAAUUACACUCUAGUGGGGACUGAUGUUAUAUAUUGUCAAGCUAAUAGGAGUUGGAGUUCCUCUGUUCCACGUUGCUUAGGUAAGUGCCAUGGGUAA